Molecule: messenger RNA, 2019 nt
Organism: Aspergillus puulaauensis
Lineage: Eukaryota; Fungi; Ascomycota; Eurotiomycetes; Eurotiales; Aspergillaceae
Product: U4/U6-U5 snRNP complex subunit SNU66
Exons: 1
Coding region: 1-2019 (672 amino acids)
Biological process (GO): mRNA cis splicing, via spliceosome; maturation of 5S rRNA
Cellular component (GO): U4/U6 x U5 tri-snRNP complex
Source: RefSeq, a predicted model, not a curated record
AUGGCGGACGCUAUUUCCAUCGAGCAGAACAACAAAAUCCGCGCGGCUUUGGGCCUGAAGCCUUUGCCCGUUCCCGGUGCCGACGAGGGUCCGUCCUUCAAGGAAUCCAACGACGACUCUUCCGACGAGGAACCAGCGAGCACGAUAGAGACCCGCGAGGCUGCGGCUUCGGGUAACUGGCAAAAGCUGCAAGAUGAGGCUGAGGCAAAGAAGAAGCGAGAGGAGAGGAACGCGGCUAUUAAGAAAGCGCGCGAGAUAGCACAGCGGAAUGCGAAACUUGAAGGAUCGACACUAGGAGAGAGUGCGGAUGCGGGAAUGGACACUAAAACGUGGUUACUGCAAACGAAAAAGAAGCAGAAGAAGAUCGAGAGGGAACGGGCGCGCAAGCUGGCGGAGGAGUUGGAAGAGCGACAGCGCGUGGAGGAGUAUACGGCUUCUGAUCUUGCUGGUAUCAAGGUCGGACACGAGAUUGGGGAAUUUGGCGGAGGGGAGGAUCAUGUCCUUACGCUCAAAGACACGACUAUUGAUGAAAACGAAGAGGAGGGGGAUGAGCUGGAGAAUGUUGAUUUACGGGACAAAGAGAAGGCCGCGGAGAGACUGGAGAUGAAAAAGCGGAAACCCGUAUACGAUCCGACCGAGGAAAAUUCUGGGAUAUUGGCUCAAUACGACGAGGAAAUCGAUGGCAAGAAGAAGAAGCGGUUCACACUGGACGCCAAGGGAUCUACUGUGGAGGAACAAGAGGCGCGGCGACAAGAGGUUUCUAAUAAACUGAAACGGAACAUUAUCAGCCUCGACUUCGAAGCUGAGACUCCUACUUCGGAUUACAUGGAUGUGAGCGAAAUCAAAGUCAAAAAGCCCAAGAAGAAGAAGGCCAAAACCACCAAGAAGAGAUCCGCCCUUGACGAUGAUGAUAUCUUCCCAACGGCAGAAUCUUCGGAGACUCUGAAUGGUGCGUCGUCGAUGGAUGUUGACACUGUUAACGGCGCACCGGCGCCUGCGCCUCGCAAGAAUCUAGAUGAGAACGUUUCAUUUGUGGAUGACGAUGAUUUGCAAGCUUCUUUGACCCGCCAGAGACGAGCCGCACUUAAGAAGCGACAAAAAGCGCGACCCGAGGACAUCGCACGGCAGCUCAGAGAGGAAGAGUCUCAGACUCCGAUGGAUGUUGAAACCCCAGACGAAGAAGAGCCGGGCCUAGUCAUCGAUGAGACCUCGGAGUUUGUUUCCAAUCUACAGAAACCAGUUCUGCCAGAACCUCGUGAGCGCCGAACAACCACGCCGGAGAGUCCUCGCCCUCGAACCGAGGAACCGGAGGACGAGCAGCCUGUAAUUGAAGGCGGCGAUGUGGACAUGGAAAGAAGCUAUAAUGAUAUCGAGGAUGGGGAGGAUCUCCAAGAGCGUCUCAACCGUGAACAAUCACAGGCCGAAGCACCGAUCACGGGCACUGGAUUGGAAGAGGAAACCACGCUGUCACAAGGCCUGGGUGCUACGCUUGGGAUGCUCAAGAAGCGUGGUCUAGUGAAGGAAACAGACGCCGCAGAGUCGAACUCGCUUCUCCGCGAUCGCAAUCGUUUCAUCUCAGAGAAGAGCCGCAUGGAGACGGACGCGGAAAGACGUGCGCGCCAGCAACGUGAGCGCGAUCGAGCAUCAGGAAAGCUUGAUCGCAUGUCUGCGCGCGAACGAGAAGAACACGCGCGGUGGGAGAACAAGCAGCGAGACCAGCAAGAAGCUCGGCACAUGGCUGAAGUUUUCAACAAAGAGUACAAACCCGAUGUUCAGCUUAAGUAUAUUGACGAAUUUGGUCGCUCGAUGAACCAGAAAGAGGCGUUCAAGCAUUUGAGCCACCAGUUCCACGGCAAGGGCAGCGGCAAGAUGAAGACCGAGAAGCGAUUGAAGAAGAUUGAAGAAGAGAAGAAGAGCGAGGCCAUGAGCACACUUGACAGCAGUCAACACACUGGAAUGAACAACGCCGUGGGCGCGACUGCACGGAAGAACCGACAGGCUGGCGUUCGAUUGGGCUAG